UGGCGAAAACAGUUGAAUAAACAGAACAGCUGAUGAGUUGGUUAUACAGAAUGGAAAGCACCUUCUUUGAUACUGCGAUGUGACUCUGGCAGUAUAAAAUCACAACGAUGACGGAAUACUAAAAAAAAUACCAGUGUUUGAUAACAAAAUAAAGAGUGCAAUUCAGAUAAUGUAACUUUAGCUUUGUAAUUUCGUUUUUAAAUGAGUUUUAUUUUUAAUUUUAUUGCUGCUUUGGUUCGCAAAAUGCUGGAGCUGCUACAAAUCGGGGGCAAAUUAACGCACACGUUGAGCAUUUACGUGAAAACAAAUACGGGUCGCACAUUGUCCGUGAACUUAGAACCGCAGUGGGACAUAAAAAACGUUAAGGAGCUUGUGGCGCCACAGCUGGGUCUACAGCCAGAAGAAGUGAAAAUUAUAUUCGCCGGCAAAGAGCUAAGCGAUGCCACAACAAUUGAGCAAUGUGAUCUUGGCCAGCAGAGCGUGCUACACGCCAUUCGCUUGCGUCCGCCUGUGCGUGAACGCAAGGCCAGCGCCUUAAUGGAGGAGGAGUCAAGUCCGGAGGAGCCGUCAAAGCCGUUAAAUGAAACCUUGCUCGAUUUGCAACUGGAGAGCGAGGAGCGCUUAAACAUCACCGACGAGGAACGGGUGCGUGCUAAGGCGCAUUUCUUUGUCCAUUGUGGCCAAUGCAGCAAACUGUGCAAGGGCAAGCUGCGUGUGCGUUGUGCUCUAUGCAAAGGUGGGGCCUUCACCGUGCAUCGCGAUCCCGAGUGCUGGGAUGAUGUUUUGAAAGCGCGUCGCAUACGCGGCCACUGCGAGAGUCUCGAAAUUGCUUGCGUGGACAACGAGGCUGGUGAUCCGCCCUUUGCCGAGUUUUAUUUCAAGUGCGCAGAGCAUGUCUCUGGCGGCGAAAAGGAUUUCGCUGUGCCGUUAAAUCUAAUUAAGAACAACAUUAAAAAUGUACCAUGUUUAGCCUGCACGGAGGUCAGCGAAACUGUACUGGUCUUUCCGUGUGCCUCACAGCACGUCACCUGUAUCGAUUGCUUUCGCGACUAUUGUCGCUCGCGUCUCAGUGAACGUCAGUUUAUGCCACAUCCGGACUUCGGUUACACUUUGCCAUGUCCGGCAGGCUGUGAGCAUUCCUUUAUAGAGGAGAUUCAUCACUUUAAGCUGCUGUCACGCGAGGAAUAUGAACGCUACCAACGCUUUGCCACCGAAGAAUUCGUUCUGCAGGCAGGUGGCGUCCUCUGUCCACAGCCGGGUUGUGGCAUGGGUCUGCUCGUCGAGCCCGACUGUCGCAAGGUGACCUGCCAGAAUGGCUGUGGCUAUGUCUUCUGUCGCAAUUGCUUGCAGGGCUAUCACAUUGGCGAAUGCUUGCCCGAAGGAGCGAGCGGGACUGCUUCCAAUUCUUGUGAAUACACUGUCGAUCCGAAUCGUGCAGCCGAAGCUCGAUGGGAAGAGGCCAGCAAUGUAACAAUCAAAGUGAGCACCAAACCCUGUCCGAAAUGCCGCACGCCCACAGAACGAGAUGGUGGCUGCAUGCACAUGGUCUGCACACGCGCCGGCUGCGGCUUCGAGUGGUGUUGGGUCUGUCAAACAGAAUGGACGCGUGACUGUAUGGGCGCCCAUUGGUUUGGCUAAGCGCUCGCUCUGUUCCGAGAACAAACUUUGUUUAUUGUUUUUAUUUGUGUUCUACAUCUGCUGGCUGUAUUUGAAGACUGUUAAAAGUUGUUUGAAAGAAAAGUGCGUGUGCAGAUGAACCUGCAGCUCUUCACCAAAUUGCAAAUAAAUUUAUAAAAGUUA
Molecule: messenger RNA, 1800 nt
Organism: Drosophila hydei
Lineage: Eukaryota; Metazoa; Arthropoda; Insecta; Diptera; Drosophilidae
Gene: park
Product: E3 ubiquitin-protein ligase parkin
Exons: 7
Coding region: 202-1638 (478 amino acids)
Biological process (GO): protein polyubiquitination; autophagy of mitochondrion; regulation of cellular response to oxidative stress
Cellular component (GO): Golgi apparatus; cytoplasm; cytosol
Molecular function (GO): ubiquitin protein ligase activity; zinc ion binding; ubiquitin conjugating enzyme binding
Source: RefSeq, a predicted model, not a curated record